GGGAGUGGAACCUCAACCCAGCAUGUUAUCGUGAUAGAGUCUGCAGAUGUAGAGGCUUCAGGUCCAGGAGGAUCGUCUCUGGUCAGCAGGAAAAGUCUGAAGGAGAGGAGGACCACGGCACAGCAGAGACAUCCACCCUGUAGCCACGGAGGACCUACCACCUGCUGCCGCGCCCAAGCCUAGGACACGACGCAGCAUCACGGAGGUCAGUGGAACGCCGAACGCCGUCCUCAAGUCAGAGGACAGACACCGAGACUUUAACUCUAACCCAAAGGCUUUUACACACAGGAUCUGACCACAGGUCAGAUCCAGAGAGACUGGGGCCACUGGGCUGUUCUCCUGCUCCCAGUUCAGAGWAUUUACUUYAUGGUAACCCAAGCCCGAGGACAGCUCAAUCCAAUCGGGACUCAGGUGACGCGUUCGAGACUGGCAAUGAUCUGUCUUGUUCUUACGCUACAGAGAUGGACCCUGGCAACAUAUCCUUGGGUUUAGAGACACAGACUGAUCUGUCUAGAGGGGACUGGAACCGGUACAGUAGUACUGUAUAYUCUGAAGGGUGCCUAGAUAAGAAAGGGGAGGUUAUAGUUGUAAAUGACGUAAAAGUGGAGGGYGACGCUUCUCCCACGUGGAAUGUAGACGAGACUCAUUUAGRAGGACACUCACAAGGCAAAGAUUUCUUAGAUUACAGGGGAAGCUUAAAGACAAAUCCAAAUGUCACCACCCACUACGCUUUACACAAUUUCAGGGWUCGCGACCCAGURUCCACAUUGAUGGCCCCUUCGGAUUCAMUCGACCGCGUCCUUUUCGAUCAGRUAUUGAACUCAAAGGACCAAAGGGCCAAGGCACAUGGUGGGUGYGCAAAAUCAGGUAGURGUAAAGAGAAACGGUUCCUCUGYGUGUUCUGUAACAAAGGCUUCAGCUGCCUCCAGAAUGUUGAGAUCCACCAGAGGGUCCACACAGGGGUGAAACCCUUCAGCUGCCCCCAGUGUGAGAARAGGUUCUCCCAGGCUUGUGACMUGAAGAGGCACCAGAGGGUCCACACAGGGGAGAAACCAUAUAGCUGCCCCCAGUGUGAGAAAAGGUUCUCCCAGGCUGGUGACCUGAAGAGGCACCAGAGGGUCCACACAGGGGAGAAACCAUUUUGCUGUACCCAGUGUGACAUGCGCUUCGCCCUGGCUGGCAACCUGAAGAUGCACCUGAAGGUCCACACGGGAGCUUCUCAGAGGGAAGCAGCAGAAAAACCAUUCCACUCUAACAUAGAAAGUAACCAUUCCACUCGAUAGCUUCUGAUGUUUAGAUCAAACCCUGCUCACUGUUGAAUAUUGUGUCCAGACAUUGUUAUUAAUUUAUAUAUGCCUAAAAAGUAUGUUACAUAUUGUUUGUACUGUGUAGCCUAUAUGAUGUUCAGAUGCCUAUUUCAUUACUUCCUUUCAACUGCUUAAUUUUUCCUAAGACACUUUUAAUGAGAAAAUGAAUGCAGUUUAUCAAGUUCAUGCAGAUUUAUUUUUUGUUGAAACAUUACAUGCAAGUCAUUUAACAGAUUUUUUUUAUUCAGAGCGAUUUAGUAGUGCAUUCAUCUUAAGAUAGCUGGGUGAGACAACCACAUAUCACAGUUGCAGGAAGUCACUGCUUUGAUGUUCUUUGUACUCCAUGGAGUUGUCAAUCAACCGUGAUGUGGUUUUGGAGCUGGCAGUCCUUCCCCGAGAGGAAGAGCAGCUCCGUCUUGUUGAGCUUGAGGYGGUGGGCCGGGUACGCAGAGAAACACGUAUGUGUGGUUUUCGUAUGGUGCAUUUAAAACUUGUUUUAUGUUGAAUAAACACAAAAUUUGACUUUU
Molecule: messenger RNA, 1834 nt
Organism: Salvelinus sp. IW2-2015
Lineage: Eukaryota; Metazoa; Chordata; Actinopteri; Salmoniformes; Salmonidae
Source: RefSeq, a predicted model, not a curated record